UCCUGUCACUUGUGUGAGAACUGGGAGUCGGAUGGAGAAAAACUAGGGAGUACAACCUUAUAUAAUGUUAGAAAUGGUUUGCAGGAGUGUAAAAUACCCUCUCAUGCUAGACAGAAGAAUGUCAUUUAAAACCUCAAAGAUUUUUUUGCUUGCCCUGAAGCAAGCCGCUACUGUAAUACUUUAACUGGAACCUUUUAUUGCAUUAGUCACUGACUUUAAAAAUGCAAAUCUUUUGAAUAUAAGCAACAUAAAAGGCUUAUUCUUCAGGGUUUCUUCUUCUAGAGUCUCUGAAUUUUCGCUUACAUCUUUUUUCUCAGCUUAUCAGAACACGAAGAAAUGCACGCCCAUGUUUCUUUUGAAUCUUCAUUGUCCAUGUGUAUUCUAAAAGGCGUCUCACUUAGAAUCUGGAAAUGCAUUGUUUGGAAGGGAAAAAAUAGUUUCAAAAUAGCCUACACUCAUACUUUCAAGUUUAGGUGUACAGAUUGGUUGGUACCAGAUAUUUUUUAAAAAGAUGAAUAUUGAGUUUUUAAUUGACUGGAUGGAGAAUAUGUCCUAAAUAUAAACAAGUAGGAACUCAAAGCUGUUGGGGCUACCGCUAAAACUAUAUACCCAUAUGGAUAAAAAAAUGCAUUUAAAAAUAUGAUUCGUGAGCUUGGGCCACACCUCUCUUUGCACCAUCCUUCAGUCCCCGCUCGUAGUCCCUCUGCCACCAUGCCGAUGUUCAUCCUGAAUACCAAUGUUUCCCACGCCUCCGUGCCAGAGGAGUUUCUCUUCGAGAUCACCCAGCAUCUGGUGCAGGCCACCGGCAAGCCAGCACAGUACAUCACAGUGUGCAUGGUCCCGGACCAGCUCUUGAAUUUCAUGGGCUUCAGUGACCUCUGUGCCCUCUGCACCCUGCACAGCAUCGGCAAGAUUCUUGGCGCCAGAACCGCACCUACAGCAAGCUGCUGUGCGUGCGGCCUGCUGUCGGAUCACCUGCACAUCAGCCCGGACCGGAUCUACAUCAACUAUAACAACAUGAACACAGCUAACGCGGGCUAG
Molecule: messenger RNA, 1041 nt
Organism: Rattus rattus (black rat)
Lineage: Eukaryota; Metazoa; Chordata; Mammalia; Rodentia; Muridae
Product: macrophage migration inhibitory factor-like
Exons: 1
Coding region: 640-1041 (133 amino acids)
Molecular function (GO): cytokine activity; phenylpyruvate tautomerase activity
Source: RefSeq, a predicted model, not a curated record